This is a messenger RNA of Dibothriocephalus latus, 246 nucleotides long. The record is from the annotation of a GenBank genome assembly. NCBI's taxonomy places the organism in Eukaryota, Metazoa, Platyhelminthes, Cestoda, Diphyllobothriidea, Diphyllobothriidae.
AUGAGUCUCAGCUACAUUUACGGCAAUGACUCCAGCACCGCCUUUGUGCCUGUCCGUAUUGAGGAGUCCUCCAUCUGUACAGCCACGGUGAGUUCCUCCCUCCCCCUCCCCCUGCGGGACCUGUGUCAGGCCAAUUUUUUCAUGCCUAACUACAGCGAGGGUAAUCGAUGGUUUGGAAGCAUACAGAAAGGUGCUUUUAAAAGUUUAACUGAAGCUAGUGCUAAAUCCUACAUGCCAGAACUGUAG